Messenger RNA from Penicillium paradoxum, 723 nucleotides. RefSeq names its product SIMPL domain-containing protein. Lineage: Eukaryota; Fungi; Ascomycota; Eurotiomycetes; Eurotiales; Aspergillaceae. The coding region runs from base 1 to 723 and encodes 240 amino acids. Gene Ontology annotation, cellular component: external side of plasma membrane. The transcript has 2 exons. Gene Ontology annotation, biological process: DNA damage response. The record is from RefSeq and is a predicted model, not a curated record.
AUGGAUAGCUAUGCUGCUGGAAAACUUCCUCAACAACUUUCAUACACCUUCAACCCAUCAUGCCCCCCCCUGAAAAUCGCCGUCACAGGAAGAUCAUUCGUGGCCCAUACCCCAGAACGAGGCACUCUCAACUUCUCAGUAAAGUCAACCGGACCAGUGCAAGAAGAUGUAGCCCGGGAAGUGACUUCGACCUCCAAUAAUCUGCAAACAUGGUUUAAAUCCAACUUUAACAAUUGGUCCGACGAUGCCACCGAGCCCCCUAUGACCAAGUUCUCGUCCAACAGAAUCAAGACCUGGACAAGAGCGAGAGAUCAAUACGAUAAGCCUGUGCCAGACCCGUACAAUGCGAGUAUCUCGUUCAGAGCUGUCUUCAGGGACUUUACAAAACUCAACAUCGCGAUCGAUGAGUUGUUGAGAUAUCCCAAAGUGGAAAUCGAUUUCCUUGAUUGGACGCUCACCGACGAGACCGGAAGAAAAUUGGACUCGGAGGCGCGCAAAUUGGCAUUGCGCAACGCGAUACAGCAAGCUGAUGACUAUUCUGAGGUUCUAGGAAGAGGUGCUGCUGUGGUAGAAAUCUCUGAUCAGGGUAGUUCUUAUAGGGCUAGGCACAAAGUGGCUGCUAGCUAUGUUAAUUACCCUGGAGCGGAGCCUGUCCCAUUGGACCUGACACCUCAUGAUGUUGAAGUUGAGGGAAAUGUGGAUGUCACGUUUGAAGCUGUGUAG